AUGCCUCGCGGGUACCAACGAGCUCCUUCAAUAGAGGCACCAACAGAGAUUCCGGCGGAGAAGAAGCUUCAUCCAAAUUACCCAUUUCUCAUGUCCUCAAAAGGUCUCGAAUCAGACGACGACAGCGACGACCUCGAUUACGACGAUCAGUUCCAGUUCAGCAUCAACACCGACGUUCUUGUCGACGCCAAAGAAGUAUCCUUAGGGGAACUGAUCGGCGAAGGCUCUUCUUCUAAAGUCUACAGAGGAUUGUUCAGGGAAGUGAACCCUGUCUCAGUGAGGAUAUUCCAGCCUGAAAGAGCGUCUGCCGUUGGCAUUGAGCAGAAGAGGAAGUUUCAGAGGGAGGUUCUCUUGCUCUCCAAGAUUCAACAUGAAAACAUUGUGCAGUUUAUCGGGGCCUGCAUAAACCCAAAGCUGAUGAUAGUUACUGAACUCAUGCAAGGCAAUACUCUUCACAAGUUUAUGUUGAGCACUCGUCCAAACCCUCUUGAUCUGAAGCUCGCCGUUAGCUUUGCCUUGGAUAUUGCUCGUGGAAUGGAGUUCUUGAAUGCAAAUGGCAUCAUUCACCGUGAUUUGAAGCCCAGUAAUAUGCUGUUAACAAGGGAUCAGAAACAUGUGAAGUUGGCUGAUUUUGGACUUGCUAGAGAGGAAAAUAAAGGUUUCAUGACUUGUGAAGCUGGUACCUAUAGAUGGAUGGCUCCUGAGAUAUUCAGCCAUGAGGCACUUCAAGUUGGGGAAAAGAAAGAGUAUGAUCAUAAGGUGGAUGUGUACAGCUUUGCUAUUGUCUUCUGGGAGUUGCUUACCAACAAAGUCCCAUUCAAGGGAAAGAACAACAUCUUUGUUGCUUAUGCCGCCAGUAAAAACCAGAGACCAAGUCUGGAUAAUAUUCCGGCAGGAGUUGGUUGUCUCCUUGAAGCAUGCUGGGCAGCGGAUCCUAAAGCUCGUCCUGAGUUCAAAGAGAUUACAGUGUCACUAGAAAAAUUGCUUAGAAGCUUGUGCUCGGAGGAUGAUGCUUCGUCAGCCAAUGUAGCAACCGAGGAUUCAACAACUUAUUUGGUUCAGGAACGUCUUGUCUAUGACUUUCCCAAGCUGAAGAUAAAGACUAGUAAGAGGAAGAAGAAGAACAAAAACAAAGUGAUGAAUAUGAUGGCUCCGUUUCUCAAGAUCUUCAGAGAUUGUAUUUCCAAGUGAGUGAAAAGUAGAAGAAGAGAGUGUUCCUUUGUUCACAUAAAUACACAACACAACUAUACCAAUUCGUA
Molecule: messenger RNA, 1259 nt
Organism: Brassica oleracea var. oleracea
Lineage: Eukaryota; Viridiplantae; Streptophyta; Magnoliopsida; Brassicales; Brassicaceae
Product: serine/threonine-protein kinase HT1
Exons: 6
Coding region: 1-1191 (396 amino acids)
Biological process (GO): protein phosphorylation
Molecular function (GO): ATP binding; protein kinase activity
Source: RefSeq, a predicted model, not a curated record